AAAAAUGAGACCAAAAUAUUAGUAAACUUAGAAUGAUAGUAACACUCAAGUUAGAAUUAAUAUUAAACAUGAUUCACCAAUUCGAAUUGAAGUGUUAAAAUAGACAGGAGAGAAGGUUGGAGAAAAUGAAAAGAUUGGAGUUUACGUAUUUUAAAAUCAGAAUAAAUCGAUAAUGGCUUCAUCAGAAGGAUUUAUUGCUUGGGCAUAAGAUUAAAAAGUAUUUGAAAUACCUGCCACUGAACAGUAUUUCACAAUAGGAAUUAUUUAUAAAAAUAAAAGCGAAAUGCCUAAUCAAGUAUGAAAAAUAUAAUUAAUUCAAAGCAAGAGGACUAAGAAAAUAGUGUAGCUUCAACUUAACAAAAUUAUACUAAAUUGAAUUUUUCUUAACUCUCAAUUAAGAAUUGUUAAGGAAAUAUUUAAAUCUUAAAAUGGAGAGUUAAUGUAGGAGAUUAUAUAUCACCAAUGAUGAUUUUAGGAAUUUGUGUAGAAGAAAAUCAAGAAGAUGCAAUAGAUUUGAAAUCAAAAGUAAAAGGUCGAAUCAUAUCAUUGGCUAAAACUAAAACAAUUUUAUUAAGAUGUGAUACAUUAUUAGUAAUUGAUGACACAUAGACUUGUAACCAUUUGAAAAUAGAGAAUAAUUAUUGUCUUAUUUGCAAUGAGAAAGUGAUUAGAAAUGCAGAAACAUUAGAUCUUAAUUAUUCGGAUGACAUUUCUAAAAAGAUUUCAAAAGAAAUAGUUCUUGACAUUUUAAAAAAAAGAAAACUUAUAAUGGUUCUUGAUUUAGAUUAAACUAUUUUACAUGCUAUAAAAGUUACAACAAGUUUUAAUAAAUAUGAUUUUUGUGAAAAAUAAAAUAAAAUGAUAUAAGCAGAUAGUGAAGGAUAAUUUAAUGGAUUUCAAUAAUUGGGAUUUAAUAUUAAAGAACAUUUUUUAGAAAUGUCUUGUGAUUAAUAGAGCAAAUUUAUUAUUAAAUUAAGACCCUAUUUUGAAUAGUUUUUCUUAACAUUAAUACCACUUUUUGAUAUUUUCAUUUAUACUAAAGCAAGUAAAUCAUAUGCAGAUUUUAUCUUAAAUUUUAUUUCAAAUAGAUUAAAUGAAAUAAUUCCUGAACAUAAACCUUUUUUUCCUCCACAAAGAGUUCUAUCACGUGAAGAUACUAUUUGUUCAAAUAGUAAAUCAUUAAAUAGAUUAUUUCAUCCAGGAAUAGCUACUAAUUUAUUAGUAAUUUUAGAUGAUAAUGCUGGAAUGUGGAAUUAGUUUAAAGAAAAUCUUAUUCAUACUAAACCUUUUGUUUACUUUAAUGAACAUAGUUCAACUAAAGAUGGAUAAGGGAUUGCAACAGAUAUAGAAAAAGAAGUAUAAAUUUAUAAUAAAAAUGAUUUCUGGUUAUAUAUAAUCACAUAAAAAUUAAAGGAAAUAUCUGACAAGUUUUGGAGUCAUAUUAAAUUAGCUUAAGAUGAUCCUAAUUUUGUAGUUGAAUUUGAAUAAUAAGUAUGUAAAUCAAAAAAAAUUAAAACUGAAAUUAUUGAAGAAAUAAAUGGUAAAAUGGAAGAAAGAACAUUGUUAGAUUUAAUCAUAAAUAGAAAAAUAAGUGCUCCAACAUUAUAUUCAGAAAUUAGAAGAUCAGUUCUUAGUGGAGUGACAUUAUUUUUUGCUAUAUCUGAAGCACAUGAAGAAAAUAUUAAAAGAGGAUUAGAAUAAUCAAAAGAUAAAGCUGUAUAUUUAGGUGCUAAAGUUUAUAGAGAAUUUAAAGAAGAUCUUUUUGUUGGACAGGAAAAUAGUUAUGUAAUUACUGUUGGAAGAAGGAAAAUUAGAAGUAUUAUGAUUGCUUAAGAAAAAAGCAUUCCUAUUAUACAUUAUAAAUGGAUUGAAGAUUGUGAUAAUUAUUUAUAUAGAGCAGAUUAUAAAUUAUACAUUGAAAAAGAUGAUGGAAAUAAUUAAAAUUUAUCAGAAGAUAAUUAAAGAGAUUAUGUAUUAAAGUGUUAAUUAAUGAAAAUAUGA
This is a messenger RNA of Paramecium sonneborni, 2001 nucleotides long. The record is from the annotation of a GenBank genome assembly. NCBI's taxonomy places the organism in Eukaryota, Ciliophora, Oligohymenophorea, Peniculida, Parameciidae.